AACAAAAAACUUCGUUUCAAAAGCAUUCAUAUAAUAAUAUUUAAGAAAAUGCAAUUUAAUGGUAAAAUUAAGGUAUGGGUGUUUUUAUUAUGCUUCAAACUUUCAUUUGCCUUGCGACAGUAUACUAAAAGUGACAUAGCUCGUUUACGUUCUGAAGUUACCUCAAUUUUUUAUCAUGCAUACGAUGGUUAUUUGAAAUAUGCUAAUGGAUACGAUGAACUUCGACCCUUAUCCUGUUCCGGAGUCAAUACAUGGUCUAGUUCAUCUCUCACACUUAUCGAUGCUUUAGAUACACUUGCUGUAAUGGGAAAUUUUUCUGAAUUCAGAAGAGUUGUUGAUCAUCUUACAACAAAAGUCAAUUUUGAUAAAGACAUCAAUGUGUCGGUGUUUGAAACAAACAUAAGAAUUGUAGGUGGAUUAUUAUCAGCUCAUCUUUUAUCUCACAAAGCAGGAAUUGAAUUAGAUCCAGGAUAUCCUUGUAAUGGGCCUUUACUUAGUUUAGCUGAAAAAGUGGCCCGAAAACUGCUUCCAGCUUUUGAUACAAAAACUGGAAUGCCCUAUGGAACAGUUAAUUUAAAGUAUGGAGUUCCUGAAGGUGAAACAUCAGUCACAUGUACAGCAGGAAUAGGAACAUUCAUUGUCGAAUUCGGUGCUUUAUCACGAUUGAUUGGUGAUCCAAUCUAUGAAGAAGUAGCAUUAAAUGCUUUAUAUUCUCUUUACAAUCACCGAUCAACAAUUGGCCUUCUUGGAAAUCACAUCGAUGUACAGACAGGAACUUGGACGGCACAAGAUGCUGGAAUUGGAGCUGGAGUUGAUAGCUAUUAUGAAUAUUUAGUGAAGGGUGCAAUAAUGUUAAAUCGUCCUGAGUUACUGCAUAUGUUCGAUGAAGGACGAGCCGCUAUCGAUAAAUAUUUAAAACGUGAUGACUGGCAUAUUUGGGCAUCUAUGAGUAAAGGUCAAAUUACUUUACCUGUCUUUCAAUCCCUUCAAGCUUUCUGGCCAGGUCUACUCAGCCUUCUAGGUGAUAUAAAUUCAGCAAUGAAAUCACUUCAUAACAUGCACACCGUUUGGAAGCAAUAUGGAUUUCUUCCUGAAUUUUAUAACAUUCCCAAUGCAGAAGCUGGCGUUAAUAGAGAUUCUUAUCCCUUGCGGCCAGAACUUAUUGAAUCUGUGAUGUAUUUGUACAGAGCGACAGGUGAUCCUUAUUUACUCGAAGUAGGUGAAGACAUUCUCAAAUCAAUUCAGUACAGUGCCAAAACAAAAUGUGGAUAUGCGACUAUAAAAAAUGUCAAAGAUCAUAGAAAACAAGACACAAUGGAAUCAUUUUUCUUAGCAGAAACUACAAAAUAUCUUUAUCUGCUCUUCGACCCUGAUAAUUUCCUUAAUAGUGAUGGUGGCUAUGGCACAGUUCUUGAAACUCAUAAUGGUGAAUGCAUUAUCGAAUCGUCUUAUAUAUUUAACACUGAAGCCCAUCCUAUCGAUGACAUUUCUGAAUCUUUGAAAAUACCACAAAAAAGAAGCGAACAAGAGAUAGUUAAAGGCGAUCUUGACAGUUCUUCAGAGCCACCUCCACAGGGAAGUGCAAUCGGUACAGAAUCACUUGAUGUUGUCAAACUUGCUUCAUCAACUGUUGUUGAUUCCGAUGAAAUAAAUUCACAUAAAAAAGUAUCGGAAGAGGAAGAGCAAGAGAUGAAUUCAGAUGAUGAUAAGGAAAAUCUUACGAAUCGAAAACCUGUAAGCAAAAUUGAUGGAGAAACGGCUGUUAAGUCUGCUGAUACAAACAACAGUAUUUUAACAGAUUUUGUCCAAGCAAUUCUUAAAACAACUGCAAAAAAGCCAAAGAACUUUGACCCACAGAUGUUGAUGAAGAAAAUUAAAGAAAAUCAAUUUCCUCGCAAUUCGUCAUGGGAGAAAAGAUAUGAUCUCAUGACAUCAAGGAAGAAACAAACAUCGAUGGAACUUGCCAAACUACAAGCAUCAAAGUUGUUUACAUCGUCUCCUAUCGAUCAACGUGAUAAAUUCGAAGAGAAAUAUGACCGAGCCUUUCAGAAUCUUCAGGGCUCCAUAUAUGGACCAAACGCUAAAGAACUCAAUACAGUCAUCACAUCAAUGGUUUCGCUUGAUACAAAACAGCAGGAGGAAUAUCAAAUUGGUUUCAUUUAUCUUAUGCUCACAGACACUCAAUUGGCAGCUGCAACACUUCGAGACCUCCUCAUAGUGACUCGAGAUGGAUUAGAGUUUGUCAUUAGCCAUUUAAUAGAAGUGAUCAAUGUAAAGUUUCAAAAGUUAGCCGAAAUUGCUAAACAUCAGCUUCUAUGGUUGUUCAAAGAGUUGUUAAAAUCACUCGGAUCAAAUUUAAAAAUCAAUGGUUUACUGUGGGCUCUUCUACGGCAGGCACAAGGUGGUGAUGUAUCACCGAAGAACAUAGCAUGGAUAGAAGGAAUUCUCGAUAUUCUAAUUGAACAACGUUCUCGUUUUGAGAAGUUUGCAGGAAGUGUUGGACUUGUCGCUUACGCAUACGUGAGACUCAUUGAAGAUCAUAAUGCUCCUCAUUUAAUUCCUCUAAGGAAUAAAGAAGUUAAAUUCAUUAUGAGUCUCAUACGAGAACGAUUUCAAGAGAUCAUCCCAUUAGGACGUGACUUUGUACGUCUUCUACAGAAUGUUGCUCGAAUACCAGAAUUUCAACAGCUUUGGAAAGAUAUUCUGACAAAUCCGAAAUCUCUUUCACCAACAUUUACAGGAAUAUUUCAAAUGCUUUCUCUAAGAACCAGCAGACAGUUUAUCGGAAAUCGAAUAACGCCUGACAUAGAAAACAAAUUGCAUUUUUUUACGAGCAGUGUGAAGUUUGGAAAUCAUAAAAGAUAUCAAGAUUGGUUUCAAGAUCGAUAUUUUUCAACACCUGAAUCCCAAAGUCUUCGAUCCGAUGUCAUUCGAUACAUAAUCAACGCCAUUCAUCCCACAAAUGAACUUCUUUGCUCGGACAUAACACCUCGAUGGGCAAUCAUUGGAUGGCUUUUAACAUCGUGCACAAAUCCAGUGGCUUUAACCAAUGCAAAAUUGGCAAUUUUCUACGAUUGGCUGUGCUUUGAUCCACUUCGUGACAACAUAAUGAAUGUCGAGCCGGGAAUUCUUGUUAUGUAUCAUUCAAUUAAAAAUGUCCCGUUAGUAAGCAGCACUUUGUUAGACUUUCUUUGUCGCAUCAUGAAGAACUUUUAUCCGAAAGGCGAGGAACGAAUUCGUUCUGGUGUUUAUAAUUCACUUCGUGUUAUUCUCGAAAAGCAAGUGAUACCCAAUCUUGGUCCAUUGUUUGAAUCUCCAAAAUUAGAACGUGAUCUGAGAUCAGCAAUACGUGAAAAUUUUCGGGAGUUCAUGCCAACUACUCCGCCUUUCACAGCAUCAACAAUUGAAAAUCAAAAUCAUAUUGAUGAGGGACGAUUUGGAAAGUCAAAUACAAUAGAUUUAAAGGAAGAAACAGAUCCACAAUUUAGCGAUGACGAGAUCGAUGAAAAGAAAGUAAAAGUUGAGAAUUCGAGUGAUGAAGAUGAUGAAGACGAUGACGAUUUGCCGUUGUCGAAAGUACGUCUUAAAGAAAAGCCUGCACCAGAUAAAGUUGACUUGCCUAAUUCGAUUCGUGAGUCAUUUGAUAAAUUCAUCACUUCUAAGACUCUCAACGAUUUUGACUCAUUUUUGAGUGAUUUUCGUGUCGGUUCAGGAGUUCAACUCGACACUGAACAAGAAAGUUAUGUGUUCGAUAAUGUGUUAAAUAUCUGCAAAUCGACGCUACCUGAAAAAUGUGAUCUCGAAGAGUUUAAGAAUUUACAAAAGCUCGAGCAAUCAAUCAACUUUCCCCUUUAUGGAUUCUUCAAAGUUCUUUAUCAACAGGAAGAGAAAGGAAAGAAAUGUGCAGUUAUGUCAAAGCUCUUGGAAUAUUGUUACUCACGAUCACCGAACAUGGGCUUCCUUCUACUCUACUACCUCAAAGUACAUUCGAAGCUUGCAUCGAAGAAAAAUGAGAAAGCUCCCGUCGUAUUUCGAUCGAAUGUUUACAAAUUGUUUUAUCAAUGGAUCAAUCAAAAAUCGAAAGAAACAAAUCAAAAGAUCGAUGCGUGUCUAGAGCGAGACUUAGGAUUGAUGGAACAAUACAGUCUUAAUAUGUUCCUUUGGCUUAUACCUGAUAUCUACAGAGAAUUUGACAAUCACGUCGUAAACAACAGCGAAGUGUUGAGAAUUGUCGUUCGAUGUAUUGAUGCAAGAAAUUUGGCUGAUCUCAUUUAUGAUGUUACACAAGGAAAGCUUUGUAUGUUUAAGAAUGAAGGAGUCAUUGAUGUAAUUCGUGAGAGUUUGGAGUAUGAAACGCUUGAACAAAUGUGUUUAUGGCAACUUCUUACUGCUCACGAUGUGCCUCUUUCUUAUAUUCAAGAUAUUUUACCUGAACUUGAAGCAACAAAUCAUGAAGCAUUAACAAGUAUUUUGUCAAUGUUAAAGAAAGAGGAACCGUCAGAAGAACUUGUAAAGCUUUUAUUAAGUCGUGAAAUGUCGAAGAGUGAUAGAGGCGACCCUUUUGUGACUUCUACAUUCAGACAUUGGUGCGUUGAGUUUGAAGAGCAAUUAUCUGAGAUCAUAGCAAAUCUUUUAAUAUCUAAAUAUCCACAAAGUUCACCUACAAAACGAAAACGAACCCUCAAAAGUAACAAUCAGUCAAAUGGAGCUCCAUCAGCAGAACAACUCUUAAGCCAUCUAGAACAUCUUCGGAGAUCUUGUCGGUAUGGUCAUAGUGCGGGAACAGCCUUAUAUCUUCAUGAAAAAAUGCAACGAGCACUUCAACAAGCAUUCACACAUAGCACAGAAGGACAAAAAAAACAAUUCAAUGAGCUUUUCUCACUUGCGGUUGAAGAUGAAACAACCGUUAGUCGAAGGGGAACAAGUAGUCGGGGUGGACGAAAACCACCCACUAAAAAAGAAACAAACUCAAAUAGCACGCCGAACAAGAAAGCAAAUGAAGCCAAUAACAAAUAUUCCAGCGAAGAAUCAUCUGAUGAGGAUCGUAGUAAAAAUACAAAACAACCAGCAAAGCGACGUAAAAAAGCAGUUUUAAGCGAUUCUGAUUGACCACUUGAAAAUUGUACCACUUUUUCAUAAGGAAAAAACUUCAUCAUCACUGCAAAGGAAUGCAACAUCGCGUACACUUAAAUAUAUUAUUGUUAAUCGUCGAUUAAUGUUAAUAGAUAUUAAUGAAAUGAACAGUGGAUCAUACGAUAGGCAAUAAGUUAAUGAUAAAGAGAAUUUCUUUAAAAAAACAUCGAUACCAAGUUCGAUAAAAGAAAUUAUAGUUUUUUAUCACUGCAUAAGGAGAAAAAGAAAAUAUAAUAACUAGUGAAAGUUUGUCAAAUUUUUUGCAACACAAAAAAAUUAAAUAAAUAAAAAAAAAAAUCCAAUUGAAGGACAAGUAUUAGCUGAAAA
This is a messenger RNA of Clunio marinus, 5460 nucleotides long. The record is from the annotation of a GenBank genome assembly. Lineage: Eukaryota; Metazoa; Arthropoda; Insecta; Diptera; Chironomidae.